Molecule: messenger RNA, 3035 nt
Organism: Paramuricea clavata
Lineage: Eukaryota; Metazoa; Cnidaria; Anthozoa; Malacalcyonacea; Plexauridae
Source: the annotation of a GenBank genome assembly
AUGGAAGAAAGAAAUGAAAGAAGGAAUACAGAAAGGAAGGAUGGAUGGCGUUUUUGUACGAGAAAGUUUUCGGACAGUAGUGAAGAAAGUAUAGUUAACAUAAAAACUGCAUCAAAAUGUUUUCUGCAUACAGCAUUUAUCGAAGAAAGAACUCAUGGUCUCGGCUCGUAUUCUGUUGCACUUUACAAUGGCUACCAAAAUGUCCUACCAUGUCAUUCGUAUGGUUAUCCAGCACCCUAUAUAGCAUGGGUGAGUAAUGGAGUGGUAUUACAGAAUAGAACCAGUGACCAAGACACUAAUCUUGUGGUUAUCGCAAAUGGAACGAAGGGAACAACAACGGACUAUGGAUGUUGGGCGAGCAAUAAUCAUGGCAAAGAUCUUUAUUCUAUCACAGCUACUCAUACAGGUCCUUAUGACAUGUGUAUAAAACCUGAAGAGGUGAGAGAUCCAAGCAGAAACAGAUUUUCAAAACAAGAUACAACGAAAGAAAUACAAAAUGAUAAAGAUUCCUUUGAUGCAAGUAAAAUGUACAGUUUUUUUAACCCGCUGAGCAGCCUGUAUAUGAAGGUACUGGUUGAACUGUUUUAUGUCAAGUGUAACGAAUUUAUUUCUGGUGUUCGUAAGAAGUCUGAUGCUUUGCUUACAUAUUAAAGAGCGUUUUUGGCAACGCGUACGCCAACCGGCAGUCAAUCGAGCUAUUAUCGAUGGCCAGUGUGGCGUCAGCAGUUCUUGCUGGAAAUCAAGAAGACAGUCAAUGUCGGCCGUAGUUAAAAAAUUCAUGUUCGUGAUUUCACACAAGAACGGCUGUCACCGUCACUCCCAUGCAACAGCCCGAUUGACUUUAAAAUAAUAAACAUAGUAUAAUACUGUAAUGUAAUUAUCGUCACUAGUCUAAGCUGUUGUCCAAUAAUAAGCCCACGGAGGGGCUUAUAUUCGGAGGAGAGGGGGCUUAUAUUCGAGAGGCCUACUUUGGGAGCCAAGGUCGCAUAAUUUCGCCCAUGCAUGUGCACCCAAUUUUUGAACUUUUCCUAACCGUCUAUUGGCUUAGUGUCGCCUAAUGUCGCCCAGUUUCGCCCAGCGACGCACACUACUUUUCUUUGAAAAUUGCCAAUGUCGCACGAUGUUGCACAUAAUAACGGCGACCUUGGCCCCCAAAACAGGCCUUUUGAGCGUUAAUGAAUACGUUAUAAACGGAGGUGCUUAUAUUCAGGUGGGCUUAUAUUCGGAGGUUUGCAGCAUGCCCCGUAAUAAACGCUUUCUCGUUUAUUGUAUAUCACUCCUAUCGUUUUCCAGCUUGCCACAUCAUGCCCACCUACUUCGUCUUGUGGCACAGGUGCCCCAGGCUGGCUGCCUGAUGGACAUCCUAAACCUGAGGACGGCAUGGUAAGAAGAAAAGUUUGCUUCCACUACGAUGGAAAUUGUUGUUAUAAAGCUCUCUACGUUGAUGUCAUUAACUGCCCAGGAAUGUAUGUCUAUGGUCUGGUGAACACUGUGUUUCUUUUCGCUGCCAGAUAUUGCUUCGAGGAUGAUAAAAAAAGUAAGUCUUCGCUUCUAUGUUAAAGUGCUUAUGCUGUUAUGCAACGAAAGUUCACAUCAUUUUUUUAUGAUUGCAUUAUAAAGGCCGACACGCACCAGACGCAAUUCGACAACGCGAUUUUUCGAUUUUCACUGACCGAUAACUUUGAUCCUGGUUCAAGUUUUUCAAAUAUUUAGAAGCGCUAUAACAUCUUGAAUUAUUUGGUCUACAUAUCUUUUAAAAUUUCAUUUUAUGAUUGGUCAGAUACUUUGCCAAAUUAUCUUAGCGGGGUGGGUGACGCCAACGCGUUGAUCGAAGGCCAACCGGCAAAUGAGUGAUCCUUUUGUUUUCACAGUGCUUUGAGACAAUGAAAUCGUGACCCAAUACCUGCAGUAGUCAUUAAUUUGACUAAUAGUCUGAUUAUUUUCAGGGACGCCGGAACUGGGGGGCAGGGGGGGGCGGCUGCCCCCCUUGCCUUUUGCUAGGGGGGCAGGGGGGCAGAAGUGCCCUUUUAGUCGUAAAAUACUACGUGAUAAAUCACAUUUCCAAUUAUGCUUUUUCUGGGAAAAUCAUGAGAUUCAGGUAAUUUAUAGGCCCAGAGAAAGUGAAUUAACAAAAAUAAUUGUGAAUUUGGUAAAGAAUGAGUUUAAUUUACAAAAAUUUUUUAACUUAAUGGAAAAUUUUGGUAUGUCGGGAAAAAAUUUUUGACCCCUAAAAUGGUACACUGACCGAAAUUUUUUUGGCGAGGGGAGGUCGCCCAAAAAAUUUCCAUGAAAAAAAAUUUUUCGGUAUAUUUUGAACUUUUGCUCUAUAGAGGUGCUCUUGGUGUGCGUCUGCCCCCCUUUGCCUUAUUAUCGUUGCGGCGUCCCUGAUUAUUUUGGUAUGAGUCAUCCAAAAACAGAGUCAUCAUUACCCGUGAGCGGAGUGAGCAUUAUUUUAGAAAAUAAACUUGAAAUAAAAAAUCUUGUCGGUGAAUUUUCCUGUCGGCCUAAUGUCUUGCCGGCCAAGUGUCCUGUCGGCUAAAUGUCUGUCGGUGAAAGGCCCUGUCGGUCAAACGUCUGUCGGUUUAGUGUCUGUCGGCCAAACGUCCGGUCUCUGUAAAUUAUCCUCUAUGAUGGAAAACAAUUCAGAACUGAUGGAGAUGUUCAGUGUAAACAAUAUUAGCAAGGUAUCUGCAAAGAGAGGCUUGACUCUAAUGUGUUUUACCUUCAUCUUUUUAGACGAGGCUUUCGCGCCAUUCCGAUCCGUCCCGCUGUUAUUCGCUCCAGUUGGUGGUUCAAACACUGCUUUGGUCAACCAUGUCAUUGUAAAGCAUCAUGGGAUAGAGGAUACCUCACAGUGUUUAAUUGUAUGCAUGAUGAGCAAAUGUCGAUCUCUUAAUUUCGACAAGUUGGAAAAAAUUUGCGAAGUCAAUGACGUCACCAAAGAUGAGUAUCCGCGCGACUUGACUGCGAAGGCUGGGUUCCAGUAUUAUCAUCCGAUGAGACAGCCCUUGGUUGUUAACAAGGGACGUAAUUAG